Microdochium trichocladiopsis is the source of this 2289-nucleotide messenger RNA. Its product is annotated as glucose-6-phosphate/phosphate translocator 1. Gene Ontology annotation, biological process: phosphoenolpyruvate transmembrane import into Golgi lumen. Lineage: Eukaryota; Fungi; Ascomycota; Sordariomycetes; Xylariales; Microdochiaceae. The record is from RefSeq and is a predicted model, not a curated record. The transcript has 2 exons. Gene Ontology annotation, cellular component: Golgi apparatus; endoplasmic reticulum. The coding region runs from base 374 to 2125 and encodes 583 amino acids. Gene Ontology annotation, molecular function: phosphoenolpyruvate transmembrane transporter activity; antiporter activity.
GUUCUGCAUGCACCCGGCUCGACCACUCCUGUCUAACUACAACUCGGCCGACCUGUCCUCAACACGACUUUGCUUGCGACAGUCCCCUCUCUGCCUCAUCGCUGGCCUCUGCGACUUCGAGCCGCUCCCUCCCACUUUUCUCCCCGACUACGGAGCUCUGUCCGCCGCGCUCUCUCCAGACGCUUGACGCGCAAGCCGCUUGCCACGCGGCACCAUCAUCUGGACCGACCUCCCGCAACCCUUUCCGACAUUGCAACAUGGUCUAUUGAGACGACUCAACUUGCGCAAACUAUAGACAGACAUUCAAUCCGACCUACCGACGUCAUCCUCGUACGAAACACUACUCGGGGCCUGCCCAGCGCUGCUUGCAGCGAUGCCACACUCCACCUCGUCAGGGUCGUCACACGUCCGGGACCAGUCGCUUCCCCGCUCAGGCACAAAGUUUCCUGCUGAUAAUGACAACGAUGGCGACUCGGGCCUUGAAAAGUUCCCCGACCACAUAGACUCCCCUGCCGUGCGGGCCAUGGGUGCGCGAUCUGUCAGCCCUGCUGGUUUGAACCCCUAUGGGGUGGGCAUGAAUGGCGGAGGCUUCAGCAGUGCCGGUCUAGAUCGCUGGCAACCACGGCGGGACAAUUCCACCAAAGGCGUCAGAUGGGGCGCGUCGGCCGCUCCUGGUCGUGGCAACGGCCACGUCAGGCAGCAAAAGAGCAUCAGCGAGGCCCUGCAGAACAUAAGGGGUCGAAGUGGAAGUGUCACUCAGAACGCCCAUGAACUGGCUGAUGCCCUGAGGGCUCCGAUAUCCCCCAGGCUCAUCGCGCUAUGCGUGACGUGGUACAUGUCAUCUGCGUUGACAAACACCUCUUCCAAGUCGAUCCUCAACGCCUUCGACAAACCCGCAAGCUUGACCAUGGUUCAGUUCUUCCUUGUUGCGUUCUACUGCCUAACAAUGUCGUGGCUGUCACGGGUGUUUCCGAAUUUACAGACCAUGGUCCCAGUCCUCAGGAACCCGAUUCGCUAUCCUUCGAGAGAAGUAAUCUCCACAACUUUACCACUGGCGGCAUUCCAGAUUGGCGGCCAUCUCUUGAGCUCGAGCGCAACCUCGAAAAUCCCGGUCUCGAUGGUGCAUACAGUCAAGGGCCUUUCGCCGCUCUUCACAGUGUUGGCAUACCGGUUCAUCUACGAUAUCCGUUACCCCAGAGCAACAUACUACUCCCUCAUCCCAUUGACAUGUGGUGUUAUGCUUGCAUGCUCCAGCAAGCAUGCUUUCCAAGUUGAUGGCGAGCUUCUCGGCUUGAUAUAUGCUCUUCUUGCGACCCUCAUCUUCGUCACGCAGAACAUCUUCUCCAAGAAACUCUUCAACGAGGCGGCCAGGGCCGAGGCGGAUGGACAUGCCACAAAGUCACGCAAGCUGGACAAGCUCAACCUCCUCUGCUACUCCUCGGGCAUGGCCUUUGUCUUGACGUCCCCGAUCUGGUUCUUCUCCGAGGGCGUAGGCCUGAUCCGGGACUUCUUGCACGAUGGAUCACUGGAUCUCUCUGCGAAGCCUGGAACCUUCGACCAUGGCCGCCUCUUCAUAGAAUUCCUAUUCAAUGGCACUUUCCACUUCGGCCAGAACAUUCUCGCGUUUGUUCUGUUGUCCAUGGUGUCGCCGGUCACGUACUCUGUUGCGUCACUGAUCAAGCGCGUCUGGGUCAUUAUUGUGGCCAUCAUCUGGUUCUGGCAGCCGACAACACCACUUCAAGCAGUCGGCAUCGCCAUGACAGCUUUAGGCUUAUACCUCUAUGAUCGUGCAAAUGACAGCAACAAGGCCGACAAGAGGGCUCGGACGCUGAGCCAGAGCACCGCGCGAUCGCAGCCACUCUUGCCCUUGAACACCAGAGACGCGCGCCCGACGCCAGGGUCGCAGAUGUACGACAGCCCGAUGGCCAUGAACGGAUCGCCAGCACCAUAUGUGUACACCAACGGGCAUACGGCGAUGACUAGUGGCUCUGUCGGUGAUUCUAAGAAGAACGACGGCAUGGGUUCUGGGCGGCAACGUGGUCAAAGUAAUGCUGGGUGGCUACCACCAGGAACCAAGCAGGAAGACACGUGGAGGUUUGAGGAUCGGGUCAAGAUCACCGCAUGAUCGAAUGGCACUGAGAGGCUUAAAGGAGCUCUUGCAUUAUUUUGGGCAUGGCGGACAGUGCAUGUGACAGCAGGAUUCAUGGUAAUGAUGCAUGAGAUGUAUAUUUGAAUAACAUGUAGAUAUUGGAUAAGCUAGAAAUUUCACGUUAUGGCGUAAAGGAAUGG